AUGAGGCAGGCGAGGCCGUACUCGGGGAUCUUCGGCGGCGGGGUGUUGGCGCGGACGGGGCCGCACGCGCUGCCGCUGGCGCGCAUCAAGAAGAUCAUGAAGCGCUCCGCGGGGGAGACCGCGGACGGCGGCGCCAGGAUGAUCUCCUGCGAGGCGCCCGUGGUGUUCUCCAAGGCGUGCGAGCUCUUCGUCGCCGAGCUCACGCGCCGUGCCUGGGCCGCCACGCUCGAGGGCAAGCGCCGCACCGUGCACAGGGAGGACGUCGCCACGGCCGUGCACAACACCGACCUCUUCGACUUCCUCGUCGACGUCGUCAACGCGGACACUGCCGGCGACGACGACGCGCACGAUGAUGACAACGUCGGCGACGGCGCCCUGGGCCACCGCACCUUCACCCCAAUCGUCAACCCCGGCCUCCUCCAGCCGCCGGCCGGGCGCCGCGGCCUGCCUAUGAGCCUCCAACUCUCAUCCCGCCUCCCGAGCCUCCUCAAGGACUGCGCCAGCAAGCGGCAGCUCGACCAGAUCCAUGGCCUGCUCGUCACCUCCCCCUCCCUCCGCCGCCUCCUCCCUGGCCUCCCGGCGCUGCUCGUCCGCCGCGCCACCGAGCUCGGCGACACGGCCCACGCGGACCUGCUCUUCACAUCGUUCCGGGAGACCGAGCCCGCCGGCCCCGGCGCGGUCGCGCUCUACAACGCCAUGAUCCGGGGAUGCGCUUACCACGGGCCCCACGAGCGCGCGCUGGAGCUAUUCGCCGAAAUGCUGCGCCGGGGCGGGGACGGCCUCGCCCUCUACCCGGACAGCUUCACCUACCCGUACGUCGUGGACGCGUGCGCGAGGCUGCGGAUGUGGCGGGCCGCCGAGGCGGUGCACUGCCGCGUCCUCAAGGAGGGGCUCGCCGCCGUGCCGGCCGUCGGCAGCUCGCUGCUCGCGUUCUACGUCGCCCGCGGGUCGCUGGGCGACGCGAGGCGGGUGUUCGACGGCUUCCACGCCAGGUCCGUCGGCCUCUGCAACAGGAUGGUGUCGUUGUACGUCAGGGCCGGAGACGUGAGGAGUGCGCGGGAGGUGUUCGACGCGAUGGAGGCCAGGGACGUCGUGUCGUGGAACGCGAUGCUCACCGCGUACGUCAGGACGGCGGACGUCGUGGCGGCCAAGGAGCUGUUCGCGGCUAUGCCGGUGAAGAACGUCAUAUCGUGGACGACGAUGAUCAGGGCGCUGUCCGAUGCGGGGGAUUUCGCCGGCAUGAGGGGACUGUUCAACCGGAUGCCUGAGAGGAACCUGGUGUCAUGGAACUGCAUCCUCUCGAGUUACACCAGGCACGGAAGAUUCUGGCAGGCGCUCCAGAUGUUUCCCCGGAUGCUGCUUGAAGGUCUCAACCCGGACAGCUUCACCGUCGUCUCGGUUCUCUCGGCUUGUGAGAACUUGAGGAAGCUGAGGCUCGGCAGAUGGGUCCAUGCCAACCUAGUGACUCCGGCGCUCCAGGUCCAUGCUGAGGUUGGGACAGCCUUGGUCGAGAUGUACGCCAUGUGCGGCGACAUGGCCCGCGCGUUCGUUGUCUUUCUGAAGAUGGAGAGCAAGGAUGUCUUCUCGUGGAACGUUAUGAUCAGAGCCCUCGCAGUGCAUAGACGAGCUGACGAUGCGCUCAGGCUGUUUGGUGUCAUGAGGAAACAAGGGUUCCGGCCCAACCAUUUCACCUUCAUGGGCGUCCUGCUGGCGUGCAGGUACGGGUCUCUCGUCGACGAAGGCCGCAGGAUGUUUGACAUGAUGCAGAAGGACUAUUGCAUCCCGCCGUCGUUGCAGCACUACACCUGCUUGAUCGAUCUGCUCUCCUGCAGCGGCCAUGUCGACGAAGCGGUGACCGUGCUGCAGGGCAUGCCUUGUCGACCUGAUUCUGAAGUCUGGAGGGCACUGCUUGGCGGGUGUAGGAUUGAAGCUGGCCUCGGAUCAACCGGGGACGCGAUAGCAGAUGGGCAUGUUUGGAUUCCUUGCCGAGUUUUGAUUCUGUAA
Molecule: messenger RNA, 2004 nt
Organism: Miscanthus lutarioriparius
Lineage: Eukaryota; Viridiplantae; Streptophyta; Magnoliopsida; Poales; Poaceae
Source: the annotation of a GenBank genome assembly